GAAUGAACACGCAAACCAGUCCUGGUGUCAUCGGUACCCGCACAGGCUGCAGAAGGCCAGAAGAUACAACGCGUACGAAAGAAGAGCUUGAUGGCAUUUGCUACGGCGCCCGCAACAUAAAGUCACUUGGCAAUCCUUUCCUGCUUCUGUUCCUCUUUCUUGCAAUUAUCUUUGCUCCACCAUAACCCGCGAAGCUCGCUCUCUUGUUCGCUCACCCACCCCCCGUCCAGCCCACCUCUCAAAUUGACGUCCGGUCCCGCGCCCACGACAAUCGCACUCACGACAACCGCAUUCCUCGACGCAGCUCCUGCAUAGUCCGUCGCUGACAGCCCCCUUGUGCGCUCUCCUCUCCUCACUACCUCUCAGGUCUCGCGGCGCAGCUCAAUCCUUGCACAUCCUCGCCUCUCCCAGGUGACGGCUCGUUCUUUUGCAACCAACCCCAUCGUCAUGGCGGACAUGCUCGGCGGCGGCGGUGCUGCAGGCGGGCUCGGAAACGGUGUCCCUCUUGAGCAGUGGUGGCUCGAGAUGCCACCCGUGACGCGGUACUGGACAACGGCCUCGGUCAUCUGCAGCGUGCUGGUGCAGUGUCAUGUCAUCUCGCCGUUCAACAUGUUCUACAGCGUGCGCGCCGUCUUCAACAAGGGACAGUACUGGCGCCUCAUCUCGACCUUCAUCUACUUCGGUCCCCUCUCCCUCGACCUCGUUUUCCACAUCUUCUUCACGCAGCGGUACUCCCGUCUCCUUGAAGAGUCUUCGGGACGCUCCCCGGCCAAGUUCAUGUACCUCCUCACAUUCGCCUCCCUGUGCCUGCUCUGCCUCGCACCGCUCUUCUCCAUCGCCUUCCUCGGCACCGCCCUCAGCAGCGUCCUCGUCUACAUCUGGUCGCGUCGCAACCCGGACACCCAGCUCUCCUUUCUGGGACUGCUCGUCUUCAAAGCGCCCUGGCUGCCCUGGGUGCUCAUGGCCUUCAGCUUUGCGGUGCACGGCACGGUGCCCAAGGAUGAGAUCUGUGGAGUCGUCGUUGGUCACUGCUGGUACUACUUCAACGACAUUUACCCGCCCACCCACGGCGGCUCGCGACCCCUGGACCCACCGAGCUGGUGGAUCAGACUGUGGGAACCCCAACAGGCCGACGCGUUGCUGGAAGCAGAAAACACUGGCGCGGCAGACGUUCAGGGCGACCUGGCUGCUGCCGCCGCCGCGCCUGUUCCGGCACCGCAGUGAGUCGGGCCUUGUGCAUUGAUUCUUGAGGUCAUAAAAGAAAAUUCGUGAGGGUAAUUUUAGAAAAGCAUAGCGCUGGAGUUGGGUUUGGAAAAACAUGUACAGCACGUAUGGCGACGCUACUUUGUGCGGAUAGAAGCCGUGGUACGGUCACACGAUACCCUUUGCAUCAAAUUCGCAUGUAGCCCUGCUGGACCUGCCUACAUGCAGGCGUUCUAGCAAAUUUAGACAUGUGACUAGCAGCCAUUACAAAUGCGGAUUGAAAUUUACGUGCAAAAGUCCUGAGAAUCUCUGGAAACGUUGAGAUGAUCGAGCGCUCCUUUG
Messenger RNA from Verruconis gallopava, 1545 nucleotides. RefSeq lists its product as uncharacterized. The record is from RefSeq and is a predicted model, not a curated record. Gene Ontology annotation, cellular component: Hrd1p ubiquitin ligase ERAD-L complex; endoplasmic reticulum membrane. The transcript is spliced from 2 exons. Gene Ontology annotation, biological process: endoplasmic reticulum unfolded protein response. Gene Ontology annotation, molecular function: ubiquitin-specific protease binding; misfolded protein binding. The coding region runs from base 448 to 1224 and encodes 258 amino acids. NCBI's taxonomy places the organism in Eukaryota, Fungi, Ascomycota, Dothideomycetes, Venturiales, Sympoventuriaceae.